AUGAGCAAAGCUGGAGAACGAGAAGAAGACGAAGAGUGUUUUCACGAUUCCCUUGACCGCCUGCUUUCUUCAUCUAACACCUCUCGCUCCUGUUCCCCCUCCAAUUCAGAUUCUGAAGAGGAUCCGAACCCGAAUUUCAGCUCCGGUGCAUCACCAGAAAGCAAUGCCGUCACACCCGGCCCGGUUCCCAGGUUCCCCGUGGGGAUGUUCCGCAACUACGACGUUUGGAUCUCCCAACCCUCAUCCGUUGAGGAACGUCGACUCCGCCUCCUGCACCAGAUGGGUCUCACAAGUGACCCUUCCCUUCUCCGCCACCGCCCUUCCCUUUCGCCCUCCUCUCAACCGAAAUUCUUUAAUCGUUCCAUCUCUUCGGAUCACUCGAUAAACCCCGGUGAGACGUUUUCUUACGUUGAUAAUAAUAGAAAGUGUUCCAAGACUCCUAGUGAUAGUGAUAUCUUUGAUAAUAGUGAUUGCGAUAAUGAUAAUAGUAAAGUAUCUGGAAUUGUUCGAUCAAAAUCGGAGGGGGAAUGUAACUCAAGUUCUGAAAUUGUUUUGACUAAUUCAACUUCUACUGCCUCACCAGUCAACGAGGGUACUGGUGGGAUUGGUAUAUCUGUAAACAAUGAUCAUAAGAGCCAUAUACAUAGCUGUCAUGACAAUGUCAAGAAAUCAAGAAACGAAAAUAGUUUACCGACGACCAGUGUGGUUUCCCCAAAUAAGCCGCCGAAGGGGAAGAUUAGAACAGAUUCCAUGCGUAAUGGGAGCUUUAGUGAAUCAUUGCCUAUUUUGGGGAAUGAGGAGCUGGACAAGAUGGUGGAGAGUACUGGGGCAGAUGAUGUUAAUGCGGUGUGUAUGAUAAAGAAUCUGGAUAAUGGGAAGGAGUUUGUGGUGAAUGAGGUGAGGGAGGAUGGGAUGUGGAAAAAGAUUAAGGAACUGGAUACAGGGCGGCAGUUGACCAUGGAAGAGUUCUCUGAGAUGUGUGUCGGGACUUCUCCCAUCGUGCAAGAGUUAAUGAGGAGGCAGAAUGUGGAGGAUGGGAACAAGGAUGCUCUGUCUGCAAAUGCGAAUGGGGGCUUUGGGGGCGGAUCUAAGUUGAAGAAGAGAGGGAGCUGGUUGAAGAGCAUAAAAAAUGUAGCGAGUUCUGUAACAGGGCAUAAGGAGAGACGUAGUAGUGAUGAGAAGGAUACAUCAUCUGAGAAAGGUGGGAGGAGAUCGAGCUCUGCUACAGAUGAUAGCCAGGAUAUUUCUUUUCAUGGGCCCGAAAGAAUUCGGGUCCGACAGUAUGGGAAGUCUGUCAAAGAGCUUACGGCAGUAUACAAGAGCCAGGAGAUACAGGCACACAAUGGGUCAAUUUGGACUAUAAAGUUUAGUUUGGACGGCAAGUAUCUUGCAAGUGCUGGUGAGGACUGCGUGAUUCACGUGUGGCAGGUUUCGGAAACAGAGAGGAAGGGUGAUUUGUUGUUGGAUAAACUGGAAGAUGGGAAUUUUAAUCUUCUGUUUCUGGCUAAUGGAUCACCAGACCCUUCUUCAAUAUCACCAAAAUUAGACAGCCAUUCAGAGAAGAGGAGAAGAGGGAGAUCGUCAGUAAGCAGAAAAUCAGUUAGCUUUGAACAGAUUUUGGUGCCAGAGACGAUGUUCGCCCUUUCGGAGAAACCCAUCUGUUCAUUUCAGGGGCAUCUGGAUGAUAUAUUGAACCUUUCGUGGUCCAAGUCUCAGCAACUGCUCUCUUCUUCAAUGGACAAAACGGUGCGGCUGUGGGACAUGUCGAGCAAGUCCUGUUUAAAGAUUUUUUCACACAGUGACUAUGUAACCUGCAUCCAGUUUAAUCCUGUUGAUGAUAGAUACUUCAUCAGUGGAUCUCUGGAUGGCAAGGUGCGUAUAUGGAGCAUUCCUGAUCGACAGGUUGUUGAUUGGAAUGAUCUGCAUGAAAUGGUCACUGCAGCUUGCUAUACACCGGAUGGCCAGGGUGCACUAGUUGGUUCAUACAAGGGGAGUUGCCGCCUAUACAACACAACAGAAAAUAAAUUACAGCAAAAAUAUCAGAUCGAUCUGGAGAAUAAGAAGAAGAAAUCUCAUCACAAGAAAAUUACUGGGUUCCAGUUUGCACCAGGAAGUUCAUCAGAAGUGCUCAUUACCUCUGCAGAUUCACGAAUUCGCGUUGUGGAUGGUACUGAUCUUGUUCACAAGUUCAAAGGGUUUCACAACACAAACAGCCAAAUCUCAGCCUCCAUUAUGGCUAAUGGAAGAUAUGUAAUAUGUGCCAGCGAUGAUUCUUCUGUUUACAUCUGGAAGCAUGAAGGUGAAUCGCGACCAAAUAGAAGCAAAGGCGUUACUGUGACCCAGUCUUAUGAGCAUUUUCACUGUCAAGAUGUAUCUGUGGCAAUCCCUUGGCCUGGUAUUUCCGACACCUGGGGAUUUCAAGAUACUUGUUCUGGAGGGCAAAAUGGUCAUUUUGAUGAGGUUUCCACAGACAACCAUCCACCCACACCAGUCGAAGAGACUAACAGUAACGAGAGCUCUCCGUUGGGAUCUAGGAGCAUUGGUAGUCCACUGAACAAGAUUAUUUCUAGUGCUACAAACAGCUGCCUCUUUGAUAGAAUAGUAACAUGGCCAGAGGAAAGGCUUCUUUCUGCUUGUAAGAACCGCAGUCCUCGUGUUAGUGUCGACUUCUCCAAUGGGCUUAUCCAAAACAGGUCAGCCUGGGGUAUGGUCAUUGUAACUGCAGGCCUUAGGGGUGAAAUCAGGACUUUCCAGAAUUUUGGAUUGCCAGUUCGGACUUAA
This is a messenger RNA of Fraxinus pennsylvanica, 2781 nucleotides long. Lineage: Eukaryota; Viridiplantae; Streptophyta; Magnoliopsida; Lamiales; Oleaceae. The record is from the annotation of a GenBank genome assembly.